Molecule: messenger RNA, 1584 nt
Organism: Lodderomyces theae
Lineage: Eukaryota; Fungi; Ascomycota; Pichiomycetes; Serinales; Debaryomycetaceae
Gene: GLR1
Product: glutathione-disulfide reductase
Exons: 1
Coding region: 1-1584 (527 amino acids)
Biological process (GO): cellular response to oxidative stress; glutathione metabolic process; cell redox homeostasis
Cellular component (GO): cytosol; mitochondrion
Molecular function (GO): flavin adenine dinucleotide binding; glutathione-disulfide reductase (NADPH) activity; NADP binding
Source: RefSeq, a predicted model, not a curated record
AUGCUAAACAAACAUAUUCUCACAUCAUCAACUCAAAGAUUAUCUCAAUUGAAUAGACAAUUAUCAACAUCAAUCACCAAAAUGGCUCCUACACCCACUUCUUCUUCUUCUCCAUUGAAAAACUUUGACUAUUUGGUCAUUGGUGGUGGAUCCGGAGGUGUUGCAAGCGCACGUAGAGCCGCCAAAUAUGGCGCCAAAGUCUUGCUUAUCGAAGCCAAAUUGAACAAAUUGGGAGGCACAUGUGUCAAUGUCGGGUGCGUUCCCAAGAAGGUCAUGUGGUAUGCUGCAGACUUGGCCCACAAGAAGCAUGAUUUGUAUCCUUACAAGUUGAGCAAGGAGCCACAACUGACCCAAUGGGGUGAUUUUGAUUGGGCUGGGUUCAAGCUGAAGAGGGAUGCUUAUGUGCAUCGAUUGAAUGGGAUUUAUGAGAACAAUUUGAAACGGGAAAAGGUUGAUUAUGUGUUUGGAUUUGCUCAGUUUGUUAAUGAACUGGGUGAUGUUGAAGUUACAUUAACUGGAGAUCAGAAAUUGCCAUUCUUAGAAGAAGCAGAGGCUGAGGCUGAUGGGAAAGAGUACAAGAAGGGUGACAAAUUGGUGUUUUCUGGUGACAAGAUUCUUCUUGCUACUGGGGGUACACCCAUUGUGCCACCAAAAGUGGAAGGGUCCGACUUGGGUAUCACAUCCGAUGGGUUUUUCGCAUUGGAGCACCAGCCCAAACGAGUGGCUAUUGUUGGAGCAGGAUAUAUUGGAGUUGAAUUAUCUGGAGUUUUCAAUGCGUUGGGCACCCAUGUGGAUUUUGUGAUUCGUGGUGAUACUGUGUUGCGUUCAUUUGAUGAUAUUAUUCAAAAUACAAUUACUGAUUACUAUACUGACAAAUUGGGCAUCAAUAUUAUUAAACAGAGUGGUGGGGUAGUCAAAGUUGAAGGUGAAAAGAAUGGUACCAAAAAGGUGACAUUGGGCAAUGGGUCAGUUUUGGAAGUUGAUGAAUUGGUUUGGACAGUUGGAAGGAAAUCAUUGGCUGGGUAUGGGUUGGAUAAAGUUGGUGUCAAGCUCGAUUCAAAUUUAAAAGUUGUCGUUGAUAAGUAUCAAGUUACCACUAACCCCAAGAUCUUUUCACUUGGUGACUUGAUCGAUGAGGCUGAGUUGACACCCGUGGCAAUUGCAGCUGGACGUAGAUUGUCGAAUCGUUUGUUCGGAGGAGAUCAGUUUAAGGAUGACCACUUGGAUUACAACAAUAUUCCCUCCGCCAUCUUUUCACAUCCGGAAGCAGGCUCAAUUGGACUCACUUCGAAACAAGCAAUUGACAAAUACGGAGAGUCCAAUGUGAAGAUCUACAAUUCGAAAUUCAAUGCCAUGUAUUACGCCAUGAUGGAUAGUGAUAAGGACAAGGCUCCUACUGCGUAUAGAAUUGUUUGUGCUGGUCCUGAGGAAAAAGUUGUGGGAUUGCACAUUGUUGGUGACAAUAGUGGAGAGAUUUUGCAAGGGUUUGGCGUUGCUAUCAAGAUGGGUGCUACAAAGAAGGAUUUUGAUAAUUGUGUUGCUAUCCAUCCAACAUCAGCCGAAGAGUUGGUUACAAUGACGUAG